Porites lobata is the source of this 16547-nucleotide messenger RNA. The record is from the annotation of a GenBank genome assembly. Lineage: Eukaryota; Metazoa; Cnidaria; Anthozoa; Scleractinia; Poritidae.
AUGGUUGAAGUGUUAAAUAAAGAGCCUUACAUGGGGAAGUAAGACCCAUUCGGUGAGUUUGCACACUUUCCUAAAUUGAGGUGUUUUCAAGAUAAAAUGUAACCACUGUUUACGUUUCUCUAGGUGGAUCAUACCAUAAACGUAGAGAAUUUGCGAGUACUGUUUUACCUUGGCCGAAUCUAUCUUAUAAUGAUAAUCGGCUCCUCUUCUCUCGCGCUUCUCUCUUAGAUAAUGGGGGACGACUGGGAACGAGUCAGGUGCAAUGGUAUCCCUGGAACAGUCAUUCGUGAGAAAAUUAAAACUAUAUAUGUGAAGAACUGACCCCAUUUGAGCGUUAUAGGCUUAGUCAAAGAAAUACGUUUGCAUUAUAAUGGUAUAAGGGCUUUGACAGUUGCAUUGAUUACUAUAGGUGCCGGCAGUUCAGUCUUGCUGUUUUAAAUAUUUCUGUGAGUCCAAAUCUACUGUCAGUAAUGUACCUAAUAAAAGUCAUGUAAUUAUAAUCUAGGUGGCUUAACUUUGAGAAGGUCAUCAGUGCUUUGAAAGAGCGAAAUGUACACUAUUUGGAAGUUGAACAAAUUCAAGCCAUUGCCAGGGACAAGUGCUUUGUAACUGACGAAGACGAGUUCAACCUCAUGAUGAAUUUUUACCAUGACUUGGGAAUAAUUGUGAAGCACACCAACACAGUCGUUGUGAACGCCCAUUGGUUGAUUGACGUGUUCAGGAAGCUGAUUACCAUUCCAAACUUAAAAGGAAUGGUAAGUAAAUAUACUCAAUUAUAGUAACAAAUGAAAAGCAUGUUUUGUUCUCUUACCAAACUAAUCAUAACUAUAACAAAAUUCUCAAAUCUGAUUGGCUAUCAACUGCCCUGAUUUCAGCCUUAAUUGGACAGUUUGAUAGGACAGUACGCGUCAUGCCUAAGUAAUUGGACAGUACGCGCCAUCACGCGCGCGCUUAAAUGGCUUUUUUUUUUCAAUGCUAGCAAAAAAUAGCCUUAAUAGAUUUAAAAAAUAGCCUAUUAUAUCACAAAUUUUGUUAAAGUUAUGAUUAAUUGGUAACAGAACUUCGUGUCGUCCAAUUCGGUCUGUAAUCAUACUCGUGAUUAAACAAAUCGGACUCCCGCUACGCGGUCGUCCGAUUUUGUUAAUCACUCGUAUGAUUACAGACCGAAUUGGACUCCACUCAGUCCAGUUACCAUUACUUAUCAGGUUCAGAUAACGGGGUUAGGUUGGGGUGGGGGAAUGGGGGUGAGAUGGAUCUACUCCGGUCGUUUAGAUGUUCAACACAAUAACGUCUAAUAAAACAUAUCUUCCGCUGGGGUAAACCUGUCUCAUUUGUUGUCGUAAAUCUUUUCAAUUAUUCCAUUAUUAUUGACACUUAAACCUGGUUUAUACGUCGGAUUAAUUCAGACGAAUUAAAUUCACGCCUUUUAAAGCAGUUAUUUCUUCGACGAUGCUGCGAAGUAUGAGAUUAAUUUAAAACGUCUGUAGAAUGUCUCAUUUUAGACAUUGUACAAACGACGCAUCGAAUUAAAUGCAAUGUUAAUGUGUAUUAAUUUGUUAUAGCGUAGGAAACUGAGAGGGUAGGCUGAGGUGGUGCCAGUUUCCUUCACUGCGCAUAGGCACAAGUUCAACGGGCUCCCAUUCCAGAAGGUCAUGGGUGCGUUUUACUGACCCCAAACAAUACUAAAACAAUUAAAAGGAUGACAUCUCAUUGUUUCCUGCGACCAAUUACGAGAGACCUUAAGAGCAGCUGCUACACUACUGAUUCCAGAGCCUGUUCUGGGGACGAGAAUGUCGAUUUAGCGCCAUUUUUAUUGUUAUUCUGCGUGUAGUAAACAAGGCGUUUCCGUGGAGGAACAUUUUGUUUUCGAGCCUAUAUUGUAACGGCAGCUCUGUGACUAUUUUUUUUCUCGAGUCGGCUCGGAUCCUCCUGCUUAGUUCAGUGGUAUAAAAGCACCGACGUCAGCAAAAGGGGACCAUCCGAGCUGUUCGAGGCACUGAAACCUUGACUGAAACAUAAUAAAUCGACGUCGUUUUAUUAUGUAUUAGUGGGGGUUGUCAGUUUCAAGCGACUCAAAACUCCACAAAAAUGCAGAAGGUGACCCUAAAUUAAAAAACGUAUGGUAAGUUAUCUUUGUUCAUCUUUCUUACCUGCCUUACAUUGACAUUUGGGAUUAAAAGGUGCAAACCUCUUUGUUUUAUGAAGCAUUCAUUGAGCAUUCUCCCGAUCACUUCAAUCAAGCCGAGAGCGCGCUAGCUUUACGAAAUAAAUUUUAAGUGUCGGUAAUUUAAACCAAGUCUAACUUAGGCCGCGGUUUAGCAAAUCUUUGUACCUCCAGAUAUCUUCCUUAGCGGGUAAUUUUAAGAAAAUAAGUGCUUUUCCAGCGUACGCCUUAUGCUUUCAUGAAACCUUUCACGGUAAAUGGUGUAAAGAUAAGCAUUAGGCAAACAGAAAAGGGCUUCGAACGCAGUUUUGUUAAACACUGGCUAAACUCUGUUUAAAUAACUGGCCCUAGAUGUUUGGGAUCACAUAUCGCGCGUGACACCACGAUGCCUCCAACAGUUCUGUUGGACCGCCUGUGUAUUCAGAUUAAAUUCGUCAACAAGACAGAUUAAAUGGGCCAUUUGCACGAUGGCGUCAUUUUACUACCGAGACCAGAAUUCUUUUCGUUUUUCCUGUGAUAUUUCAAUUUGGUAAUCCCGCGAGAUUAAAAUGACAAAAUCCGUGACAAGAAAGGAAAGCCCUUAAGGAUUCUGGUCGUAGUAGUAAAAUGAUGUCAUCGGCAAAUAACUGAGACUACGAGUAGUCCCCCAUUUUCCUCAGGGAUAGUAGAGCGAGUGAAACGCGAGCGUGCGUUAAAAUCACCCUACGCGAGAAAAGGCGACACGCGGCGGGAAGAGAGAAAAAUCGCGUGUCGCCUUUUCUCGCGUGGGGUGAUUUCACGCGCGCUCGCGUUUCGCUCGCUGUACUAUCCCUGAGGAAAAAUGGGGGACUACUCGUAGUCUAGCAAAUGGCCUAUUCGUCGUCUAAAUUAGACGGCACUUUACGUCGACUUAGCAAAGGAUCGAAUUUGAGUUAAAUGAACCAUUUUCCAGUAAUCGCAGACCUAUGUUAUGUGCAUGGUAUUCUGGGAUCGCCAGGGGGGCAAACAUGCAUUGCGGGUCGCUUCAAACAAUUGUAUGGCGAAAAGCAGUUUCACCGUCAAAAGCAAUGUCGUCCAUCCUCGGAGACCCAGGGACAGGUAAAGGGGGCGAGGGAAAGUCUAAACGGGCGGGAAAAUAUAUAGGGAACAAAGAAAAGUAAAGAACGGCGAGAAGAGCCCCUGGGGACAAUGUCUUAUCAGACCAGUUCCAAACGGUCGCCGCCGUUCUGGCUUCUGAUUGGUGCCAGAAAAACACAUACUCGUCAAGGCCAGUUUGGAAGUUGCCUCCAUCCCGGGAAACGGCUACAGAACAAAGAUUUCUCAAUGCAAUUUAUAAAUCUACCUGCUCGAAAGAAAAAAAAAAGAAAACAAGAAAACCUCUGAUUCAGAAGCGUUGAUUUGCACUGAGAGCUUAAGACCAGGCUCCAUUGUGGGAAAACGGAGCGAAUAACGAGGCAAGCGCGAAAUAGGCGAACCAAUGCGCGCCGAUUUUUUCGCGCAGUCCACCCUAUCUUUGGGUUUUGUUUUUUCCCUUUUUUUUAAUUUAAGGAAUUUCGUUCUUUUACAAUUUUUUAGUAAAAUUAGUGAUGUUCAUUUUUUUGGUUAUCCGCAUCCGCCAUCAGCGGGUAUCCGGUCCGCGUUGUACAGAGACCGUGGGCAAGAAAUCGUGGUAACUCAAAAUAUGGCCUGUGGAACAUCCUUGCCUUUAUUCAAUAACCACCGUGUGUCUUCCAGCGAAAUGUAAUGCCAUUUCAUGUGAUUAUUUCCUCUUGAAAAAACGAGAAAGAGAAUUUAAGAAAGUGUUGUUCUUUUUUGUCCCGAAAAAAUGCUAGAUGUUUUUACUUGUAAUUACCUUUAAUAUUUGCUCAAGUAACAAGUAAACAGCUAUUAAAGAGCAGCUUACAUUAAAUCAUAACUAAGUAUGAGGAGUCCAAUUUCUAAAAGCUGUUUAGCUUCUGUUGGGCCUCCUCGCCACUCUAUCUAUUACAAAUUAAAAGUUAAGUCACUUAAUAUUACAUUUAAUUUUGGACUAUUUUUGUAACUUUUCCUGCCCUAUAAAUUUGCAAUCUUAGUAAGAUAUAUAUUUUUCCUUUUUCUUUCUGUAAUAUUCAUUUUCUGUGGCAAAUGUAAAAUAAAUAAAUGAAUAAAUAAAUAAAUAAGAUGUUUUGGAUCGAAAUCGUGAAUUUUAGUUGGGAGGUGGCAUUCACUCAGCUAAUCACCACCCCCUUCACCUGCAAAGCCCUUACAUUCCAUGAUUAAUGUCUUACAUAACAAUUAGAUAAUAUAUUUUGCUGUCAUUGUUUCAUUUAGGAUCCAGUUCCUAAAAACGAAUGGAAGAACUUGCAAAAUACUGGUAUCCUCAGCACGGUGUUGGUUGAUCAUGUAUUUCGCCCUCUGAACGUUUCGAGCGUUGUCAAGAAGGACAUUUUAAGCUUGAUGGAACAUUUUGGUUUGAUCUCAAAGUUUUCUACUUCAAGUGGUGAAAAGUACUAUGUUCCAGCACAAAUGAGAGUGGGUAUUGGGUCCCUCCCGAACGUUGUACCUUCAAGUUCUGAUCCCUGUCCGUUGUACAUCGACUUUGACACUGGAUUUGUUCCCCAUGGAGUUUUCGCUCAAAUUGUUUGUCGCUCAAUCAGUUGGAUUUCAGGAAUGGAAAUUCACAAAAACACGUCUAAACGUCUUCGAAAAAAUCGUGGGAAAGAUGAUAUAAAAUUGUCCCAAAAUGGAGCUUUCUUCAUCAUUAGACGAGAUGUAACUGCCCACCGCUUAAAACUUGUCUGUAAGAAACGGUUUAUUAAGAUUGUUCUGAAGAAAGAAGGGGAAGCUCAGCAGUUUCCUGAUGAUAGUUCAAAUGAAAUGGCCACGCAAGUGCGAGAGUUCCUGGAAAACACUUUAGAGGUUUUGGCCGAUGAAUUCCGUUAUUUGCACGGCCUACAGUAUAGCCUUUGUGUUGCCUGUCCAUCGUGCGUGGUAGAAGGUCAAGAGUGUACAAAAUGUGGAAAAUUGUGCUGCAAACAAGAUACCUGUUUAGACCUCGUUGACGUCUAUCCAGGUGAUCAAAUGUUCUGUACAGUCACUCAAGAGGCAGUAAAAGUUAAUGGUAUUGAGCAAUGGUUUCCAAAGACAACAAAAGAGGUAAUGAGACAAUUAUUUUCAUUUCACAAUCAAAGAUACCUGACUGCUUCAACCUAGCUAAUCAGAUCUAAAACUAGCAAUAGUUCUCACUACAUCUGCCCCGCCUUAGACAUGACGUUUAUUUUGAAGUAUGUCUUUUAACGUUCAAUACGUAAUCUCUUUAUUUCUAUGCUCUUAGGUUGUGACAUGUUAAAACUUCGCGAAAAACGUUGCAGUGAUUACGGUUAAGCACUGAACAUAGUGAUUUGGGUUAAGCAUUUACAAUAGUGAUUAGGGCUAAGCACUGACUCGAAAUGGUUAGCUUUCAUUUACUGUUAGGUUUGUCACUAUAAAUAUAUACUAGUUAUAGCUAUUGCUAAGUGCCAACGUGCAAAGAUUUUACCUAUACGCGCGCGCUGUUGAAUUUGUUAAGAAAUGUCAUGAAAUACAGUAAUUGAUAAAAAAUAGAUUGAACUUACUUCGACUGCAUUGAAAAUAGUGCAAACUUAAAGCAAAGGGCACACAUACACCAACCCACGGCCGGACCGAUACCUCACGCAUGUGCACAGCCAUAUCACGCGGGCAGUGACAGCCACAGACAAUCAAUCAAUCAAUCAAUCAAUCAUUUAUUUUAACACGUUACGUCAAAGAGCUAAAAAACUCGUUCAAAAUACGAACGUGUAUAAAUAAAAUCUAUGAUAAUUACGGCUCUGUUAUAAUAUUUUUAAUUUUAAAAACAACUCAACAAAUAUAUACAUAUAAAAACUUGGUAAUAAAAACAUAAAAUAUAAAAGCUAAAACUGACUAAAAAGCCACAUACUAAAAAAACGUGACUAGGAAAACGAUAAUACUCGUUCUAAAAAAACAGUUAAAAUCUACCAUCGUGCACUAUAAGACACGUUCUAAAAAGCUGCGGUCGUGCAAUCUACUUCUGAAGUCAUUAGCAUCACUUGAAAGACGCACUUGAGAAGGCAAACUGUUCCAUAACUUAGUUAAUGAAUAAGUGAAAGAAUUCUUCUUAAAUUUAAGAUUAAAGUUAGGUAAUUCCAAAUUCAAGCCCUCGCCUCUUAGCCUAUACGGUGUAUGCCUGUAUUUAAAAGGCUUCCAAUAUAAGUAGGUCCCGUACCAUUUAAGCAUUUAAAAAGAAGUAUGGUGUAUGUUUGCUCAUUGCUUUAAUUUGUCUUUUGAAAAGAGUGAACUAAACUGUACUGUUCUACUGCAAAAAGAAUUUGAAAUCCCGACUUUACGCAGCAGAUUUCUCGAGAUAUUGAGGUUCGUGUUUUUGUCCGAACUUGCGCACAAGUCAUUUUGAGUAAAAUUUAGUGGUCUUAUAAGCAAACUUAAAAUCCUCGAAAAAUCAUAUUAAAGUCUGCGAAUAUUCAACGUACAGACAUAUCUGGUUUCUUUGUAAAGCUAAAAAAAAUUAUGGUGCAUGCGCCAAUGAAGCCAUCAGAAUUAUUUUGCUUCAUAGACAUGCAAUGAAAAACUUUCAGCGGGCCGGGCAAAUGCGACAAAUAUUGCGUAUGGGGGAAAUGAUGCACCCGACGAUUGGUUGAAGACGGGAUGAGCACGGGACUCACAAACACGCACACGGCUCGUGGAUUCUCUGAUCUGUAUCACGAGUUCGCUCGAAAACAAUGCAUUCUCUGUCCAGCAUUACGUCAUGGUUGUCUUACAUUACUCUAUCUUACAUCGAUUCGAGAUUUUUUCUGCUCCUGGAACAAUCGCGCACGGCUCUAUUAGGCUGCCGCCUCGCAGCCUCGCGUCUUCGCGCGAGGCUGCUCGUUAGCAAAAAUGAAAACAUAACUUGAAGUCGAAUCCACUGUGGUGUAGUGAUUUCGGUUUCAAGGAGCGCGGGUUCGAAUCCUGCUGAUGCCACGUUCAAUCUCUUUAUUUUCUCUAAAAAAACGAAGGGUUUUUGACUUAAAAAAAGAUUAGAAGAAUAGAAUUUUGAAGAGACUUAAAAAUUUCAUGUAAGUUUAGUUAAAAGAAGAUGGAAGAUGGAAUCUAAUGCUGCUGAAACAUUAACCGGGACCACCUUGCUCGCCUAGUUUCUUCGAAUUGAGAAGAUUUCUUAUAUUACCAAAACAACGCGGGGGAAGUUAAGGUGCCUCCUCAGGGCCGGAACCCUGGUGGGGCAACAAAAUUCUCCAAUACGAUUGGCUAUCGACAUCCCUGACUCUAGCAUUACAAACGACUUGAAUGCGGUCUUUUUCGUUCCCUUCUGGUAAAAUCUAUAGGAAGAUCUUGUUCUUUUGUGAACAAAAAUUGAAACUAUCAAGUCAAGUCAAUUUUUAUUUAAACUCACACGAAUAAUUAUAAUUAAUACAUAUUAGUGCUUUAAAAUAUAAAAUCGAGAGAUUGUGAAGGGAAAGAGGAUUUCAAUUGUAGGUUCAUCGUGCAGAUUUUGGGACACCUAAAUAGUUCGUGGAACUAACCGAGUAGGUGACCCAAACAAGAAUAUGAGUAGAAGGAAUAUAGAUACAAAAUAGUUAUUUUAGAUAAAAAGUAUUACUUCAUUAAUUAAAUAGUAGUUAAGAUAAUAUAAUCGUAAAACAUUAGGAAUCAAUGAUAGUAUUAUAACCAUCAAUCACAGAAUUCUUGAUAUAUUGACGAAAACUGGAAAACGGCUUGAUUUUCUUAACAUCAAUAGAUAAAGAAUUCCAAAGUUUAGGACCAGUGUAACUGAACGAACGAAUGCCGUAUUGAGUGGUAUGGACAGAUUUAACAAACAGAUUAUCAAUCUGUGAUUGACGUGUAUUAUGUGAAUGAAUACUGGGUUAAAAUAAUUUACAAAACAAGAAGGGCUUAGUUUAUGGUACCACUGAUAAACAAAACAGAGAAUUUCAAAAUGAAUUAUAUCAGAGAUUUUUAGGAGUCUGUGAGGCUUCAGCAAUGGCUCAGAAUGAGAUCUAGGGUCGGAAAAAGUCAUUCUGACGACUCGUUUUUGCAAAGUAGUUACUGGUCUUAGGUAGGUUGGGUAUGUGAGACCCCAAACUUAAAUACCAUAAGUAAGAAAGGGGUACAUAAGGGAAAAGUAAAGCAUAAUAAGUAUAUCAACAUUAACAUAGUACCUUAAUUUGGAAAAUAUGCCUACAGUUUUCAAUAGUUUUAAGCAGAGUUCAUUAACAUGAUUUUUCCUAGUUUGAGUCAAAAGUGACACCUAAGUAUUUGACCGUGGAAACUUCUUGGAUGUUCACACCAUCAAUUUUUAGAUUUAAUGUCUUGUAUGGUUUUAAGUCUCUUAGAAUGAAAAAGAACAAAAUUAGUCUUCAAAAUACUUAGAGCUAGUCUAUUAGAUUUCAUCCACUCAGCCACUGCAUGGAGCUCUUGAUUUAGGAUUAGUUCAAGAUCAUUAAGAGUGUGUCCAUGAGAAGACCAGGCAGAACCAGGCAGGGGGUGAUAAUGCUCAAAUCACCGAUUUCGCUCAAACUCGGCACAAAUGUUAGGUAUCAGGAGUUAACUUAUGUGACAGAAUGUCAGGUCAAAAUAUUAAAUUCCCUGGGAGAUCCGGGCUCCCCCUGUAAAAAUCGCCAUUUUGCCCGUUUUAUGCAUUAUUAAUUAGCUAACUUUACGAUGCCAGUGCAACAAACAGAAAAGCCACCCUGAAAUGCACUGAGAGAUAAUCUGAGUUCAUAAGACUUUAAGCACGUUAAACUGUUUAAAGUCGCCGAUUCGAUUUCCUCCCUCUGAGCCCCCUUAGUUGGGUCAUCAUUUCCAAGUUUUGAGUAAGUCGUAAAAUUAGGGUAUUUUAUUCCCAAAUAUCUCUGAUGAGCAACAGCUUAUCUUUAUAACUUUUGCAUGAGUAUUUAAAGCCAUCACUUAAGUUGAGAAAAAGAUCAUAAAAAGUUUGGGCAAUUCACUUUCUUCCAUGUGUUGACAUAAACUGUUCUUGUGACUGAACGACUUUUGCAUAUUUCAUCAAAAUUCAGGCCCUCACAAUAUUCGUGUGUUUGCCUUUGAAUGAUGAGAAAUCGAACAAAAAAAACUCAUCAGACAAUGAUUUAACAUUAAUAAGGGUAGAAUCGUUGAAAUUGUUGUGCAAGAAACUCUAACGAUGAAUUUUGAUAGCUAUAUACGCGAUCUUUUCAAGUAAAAACAGCAUACAAAGAUUUAAUUCACAGUUUUACUUACUUUAACAAUUUCGCCCUAAAAAACAAUAUAAACGGUCAAUAAAAUCCAUUUAUGUAUCUCUUAGAUGUCUCAACAGCUAGUUUGUGCACGCUUUGAUUUGUUCCCCAUGCCACCUUCGAUGUCCAGUUAAGCGUAGUUCAGCGUCGUGACUCGCUGUACGACCAAAAUUCCUUAGCCAUCAGUUUACGCACCAAAAUCCAAAUCAAGUUGUUUAAGGAGGAAACAAUACGAAAAGUAGAAAGCCGAUUUUUAACCCACUGAAAGAAUUGUGUCUGCCAUUGUUGUAGCUCAAUUCACAUGUUACAAACCCGGGUUACAAACGCCCGCCAUCUUUGACAUUAACUGGAGCCCGCAUUUUUAAGCAGCGGUUGCCACCAUACGGAAACAUCGUAUCGGGAGUCAGGAGCCAGGAGCCAGGAGCCAGGAGCCAGGAGCCAGGAGUGAGAGUCCAGUGAACAAAAUUCAGUCGAAAAUAUGACUUUCCGAUAUUCUUUGAGAUUAUUUUAUUGUUAUUGUAUGCUAAUAAAUAAUUUAGAAUUCCAAAUCUAUUGGCAACUUUAUUCAGACCAUGAUUAUAAAUGAUCCCGUGUCUUCUCAAACUCGAAGAUAGAAGUCGCUUUGUCUUCGUGUUUUGGAAAGAAAUAUUUUUUAGUUGCACGUGAAAUAUAGCAGCGAAGUGAAGCCGGAUCUUGGUGCAGACCAGUUCAAAGAGACAAAUAAAGCGUGAGAUACGUCCAGAUUGGCUUGCGACAAGAGUUCCAUUUUUUUUGUUUUUCAUAUUGGAGUUCCUUCUCCCGGGGAGUGGCACCAGAUUUGACUGUUUUUUUAUCUAGCACGGUCUUUUGGGGUCUUACAAAGCCUAACUGUGGCAGUAAUGUUCCCAAGUAGAAUUCAAAAUACACCACACUUUCACAUUGAUAUAGAUAUUUUUCUCAAACAACCGCUUCCAUAUGUUUAACACCCUUCCCAAAUUGUAAUACAGUGGAAGUUCUCGUAAGAGGACACCCUCGGGACGAGAAAAAGGUGUCCUUAACUGGAUCUGGCCGCUUACAAGAAUGAAUCUCAUACGGUAACUCUGAAACGGAUAUAUAAGAAUGAUUCAUAACAGUGACAAAGAGCGGUAUGACUGUGGACAUGAUAUGAAAAAAAAAAACAACAACAACAUUCAGAGGCGGAUAAGAUUUUCUUUCGAGUGUCUGCUUACGAGAGCUUUAAAUCAAAGCUAACAUCUAAUUCGCCGGUAAACCCUUUUAUGUCCGCGGCCGCCUACGGAAUGUAAAAAUCCAGAGUUUGUGUGGAAGUUGAAACGGGAUUUUGUGAUGGCGGUCGUAAGUAAGAGCUAUUUGCUAUAUACGAGUGUCCGUUAAGAGAACUUAAUCUACUGUAUGAAUCCGCAAAUGACAGCUUAAAUGAGAAGUGAAUAUAGUGUAUUCGUCUGUGUUCAAGAAACUGUUCUUUAACACCUUCCUUGAAUAGCUAAAGAAGUCUUGUCGACUUUUUUUUGCAGUGUAUUAGUGCCUCCUUUUGGGUCUUUUUGUAUUCCUCAGAAGUUUUUCCUCAACACUUUUAUAAACGGUUAUUAUUAUAUUUUUGUAGUCAAUAAUAUACCCAGAUACAGAUACCAACCUGUAUAGUUGUAAGACUACGAGGAUUAAAAUACAAGUAAGUAAGUCAGUAUACCCAGUGGCUAGUCAUUAAUUGUCUAAAAAUUGCACGGCACGGUCUGACUACAAAAAGGGCUAUUAUGGACCAUUGUUAUCAUGGUAAUUAAUGUCAACAUCGAAUAAACUCAAAAUUUCAAGUAACACGACUUUCACAACCUAUUUUCAACACACCAGUUAUAACAGGAUAUUGGCGCGUACAAACAAUAGAUAGCGUAUUCCGCAUUCCGGAGUCCGGUAGUCCGGCGUCGCAGAUUCCAUCGUUUAGGCAGAGUCCAAAGUCAAAGACGGUUGGUGUUCGAGCAGGUGGUUGUUUUCCGUAGGUAUAGACGGAUUGUCAGUGAUCUUUCUUGUCCUUUGAGAAUGAUUUUGUUCAGUCUGACUACAACUUAUUUCAAAGACUUCGAAUGUUCGGUGAAAAGCCGACACUGUUUCAAGAUGUUUCGAUUGCAUUACCUCGUCACGAAGUAACGCCACAGAGAACCAGACGAAACUGGAGCAGCAAAUCUGGACUAAAGCAUCUGAGAGACGUGAAUGUAACAUUUAUUCACUAUCUUUGAUCCUUGUUGGGUCUUGUUUCACCUAUAAGUUGGACCGAUCGAAGUUUUGAACUAAAUCUUUUGCUCCUUGUGUUUACUCAAGCGUUCCAUAAAAUAUCCAUCUAAACGUCCAUAAAAAAAAAAACAGAAAACAUGCCUCAGGUGACACUUUCUAACAAUUCCGCUAUUAGUAUCGAUAAUGAGGCAUCUGAUUUGUGACUUCUCGCCAACUUUGUGCUAUUUUUGUUUAAAAAAACGAAUGUUACGUUUUUUCGUAUUUUGGUUAAAUGACAAAUAAGAGUCAAGUCAGAUGUACAUAAUACGUCAUUAUUGAUAAAGUAUGAGAUUGCCCAAAUAUUUUAUGAUUGAUUUGAUAACCUUAAAGAUGUCUUUCAAAGAAUAUGUGAGAAUUAAGUACAUAGGUUGUUGCUCAUGGGAGAUGUUAGCCACUAAAAUACCUUAAAUUUAGGGUUUCGUCAAAACAGUAAGAAGAUGUCUUCACUUUAGGCCAAAUAAUAGCAAGAGAUGGAAUUAGAGAGUAAAAAUAAAUUACUGAGCAUUAAGUCUGAUAAACAUAGAAGACGAUAAAGUUGAUUAGAUUUGAAGUUGUCUUUUCUUCUUGUUGAACAGCCAAACCAAAAGUUAGCUAUUUAAUUAUGCAAAAAUGAGUAGAUUUUGUCGUUUUUAGGGGGGUCCCUGUAAAUCCCAGGGAAUUCAAUAUUGCGACCUUACUUUUUGUCGAGGUUAAUAUCUCACCACACCCAUCAAUUGUGCCAAGUUUGAGCGAAAUCCGUGAUUUGAGCAUUAUCACCCCCUGCCUGGUUCUCUCUUGGACACACUCUCAAGGUUUUUACGUGAAAAAUAUAUAUUAGUGUCAUCAGCAAAUAAGUGAAAACUAAGCAGUUUGGAGGUGUUCGGUAAAUCGUUAAUAUAUAGCAAAAACAACAGAGGUCCAAGAAUGGAUCCCUGAGGUACUCCACAAGUAAUUGAGAGAGAAUCAGAGUUAUGGCCAUUUAUGCAUAAAAAUUGUUCUCUAUUUGACAGAUACGAAUGAAACCAGUCAUAGGUUUUACCUCUCACCCGUAAUGAUUCAGUUUUGAUAAAAGAAUGGAAUGAUUAACUGUAUCAAAUGCCUUUUUAGGUCAAUAAAAAUGCCACAGCCAAACUCAUUGUUGUUGAGUUACGGAUUGAUUCAGUAAUUUUUAUCAGUGCAUGAUUUGUCGAGCACUUUUGUCUAAACCCAAAUUGAAGUGGAUAAAGAAUGUUACGAGAUUCAAGAUAGCCAUCUCAAAUUUUGUAUUAGUAAUGAUAAACUGGUAAGAGAGCUUGUGUUUAAUCACUGGUAUGGUUACCGACUGUUCACUUGCACUCCAUUCAGUCCUAUUACCAUAGUACACUCAAAAAUUUAAAUAAAUAAUAAACUAGUGAUAACCAAAGGUUAGGGAGUGCGGGCGUCAACGAUCAGGCCCCGGUUGUUCAAAAGAUGGAUAGCGCUAUCUACCGGAUAAAUCACUAUCCAACGGAUAAGUAUUAGGAAAACCAAUUGUGCUAUCAAGUGGAUGGAGAUUUAUCCGAUGGAUAGCGUUAUCCACCUUUUGAACAACUAGGGCCAAAGGUCUAAAUGAUUUUGCUCCAACUCUGUCAUUUGCGUAAGUUUCACGCGACAAAUGAUCAAACCACGCGUGAUCAGAUUAUGAGUGAUAAAAUGUCCAAACGCGCGUGAUCACAUUGCGUUUUGUGCAUUCCAUUCAUUCCUAGUGGAAGUCCAAACGAAUGCUGGCUGCAUACAUGCGACGCAUGCGUAAUAACAACCUGGCGAUUAGGAUUGCGGGCUCCUCUUGUCGCCCGCAAUUAGUCAAUUGAUUAAUAAGUCGCAAGGAUUAAUAUAUGGGUAAGGAAUAAUAUGCCCCCCACACGUAAAGUAUCAGUCACUUCUCUGUACUAUUUGAUGGUCUCACUGAUGCCUUUGAAAGAUUUAUUUUUUCCAUAAAGGACACAUCAUCCCCAAAAGUCCUUUCUCUCAGACAGGUUUGGUUUCAAAACUGGUUACAAAGAAGUGUGAGAACGGGCGCUAUUUCGGGUAAAAUUCGUUUUCGGGUUAGGUUGACAGGUUAAACCAGAAUUUCUUUGGCCUUUAUGAAUAGUUACACUAUUCACUUUAAAUCCACUUUCUGGGGGAGGGUACUUUACAAAGUUUUAUACAGAGAGGCUCCGCCUCAUGGUAUAACCCCCCAUCCUUUUAUACUCCAUAUUUGACUUAUGUGACAUAUUAAUGAUCACAAAACAAUCUGUUGCGCAAUUCUGUGUUGUUUGCCAAAACUUGUAUAAUGCUUAUAAAGCACUAUCCUAGAGUACCUUUAGUAACAGUGAUUUUGAAAUUAAAGUAACGUCCUAAUUUGGUUAUCUUGCAGGGAUGUCCUUUCACAUCAUCUGUUGGGGCGCAAAGUCUUCCAGGUAUUUCUGAUAAAACCUUAAAAAUGAAUUAGUUAUUAAUUAUUUCAACUAAAAUUUUAUUUGAUAAAACCUUAUUUAUUGCGUCGUCGAAGGAGACGCUCCCAAAGUGAGUCGUUGGGUGAUCUGCGAUUUCGUGGGGAGUCUGCGCAUAUUCUCAAGCGCGCGAAAUUGGUGAAAGAGGUUGUCCUUGCAAAAUAGCAUCGUUACAACACACUCUGGUGACCCAAACGUAUUGUGCGAGUUGGGAAUCUGGGUACUAGAAAUUGAAUAAUGGCGUUUGUAUUGAAUAACCCUAACAGAACUUUGCAAGGAAGUAGUGAUCUUUCAUUUAAAAAGUACAAAUAAAGUUUAAAAGAAAGUGUUAUAAUACCUCUCAAAGUCGUUUUUCCUCCGUUUUGGCCCUUUGAGUUCUGUAUUUGUUGUUAUACUUUUCACACUCUUACCAAGUGCAUACAAUAUCUGAAGGUUGGAAAGAAUUAAGGAAAGUCGGCGAAGUUAGUUAGAAUCGAACAAACAGCGACGAAAAAGGAUCGCAUUGUGAUUCCAACUUCCCAGUUUACGCGAUGAAUAGUUGGUCUAACUUUUUCCGACAUUUGAUUGCCGUGAAGUCACAGUCCCGAAGUGCUUUUUAGCGCUAAACUUUCACUAUCAUGCUCGAUAAUGGCGGUGCUGAGGCGACGUACCCAAAAGUGGCUACGCGCCAGUCCCUCCGCCGAAAUCUCCUACCAUCCACCAGUAGCCACGGGUAAUUCGCGCACGCCACACGCCACGUACAUCCACCCGGUACCUACCUCGAAGCCAAUUUUUGAAGAAGAGGAGGAGGAGUUGCCAAGACCAAAAAAGCUUCUCAGGCAGAACUUCUAAGCAUAUUAUGGCGCCUCUUCCACAAAUCAGACUUAAGAACCUUUGCGCAAAUAACGGUAGAUUUGGGGGGACCUUUCCUCGCAAUUCAAGGAAGAGGAUCGCGCAGGCAAGAGCGGUACUUAUGUUUGUUUACGUACCUGGCCACGAAAGCGGUUCACCUUGAGAUGGCCUUUGGACUUUACACUGAUUCAUUCCUGAGAGUCUACUAUAGAAUGGAGAGGACUACCAAGAGAGAUGUUAUCUGACCAUGGUACGAAUUUUGUUGCGGCCGAGAGAGAAUUUCGAGAACUGGGCGAAGCACUGGAUCCGAAAAAAAAGAGCAAAAACAAAAAAACAGCCAACAGCAACCAAAGGAGUCAUAUGGCACUUCAAUCCUCCACUAGCGCCCCAUUUUGGAGAGGUACACGAGACUAUGAUUAAAGCUGCAAAGCGGGCUGUGAAUGCUAUUUUAGGCAAUGCAGAUGUGACAGAUAAAGAGUUAGGAACAGCAUUGACAGGAACACAAGCAUUGUUAAAAUUCGAGAACCCUCAUGUACCAAUCAGCGAAUCCUGAAGAUGAUGUACCAUUGACACCGAACCACUUUCUGAUUGGUGAAGUUGUUGGCCAAUUCGCCCCAGAAUCCGUUGACGAGACCAGCUAUAGUCUAAAGAAAAGAAGGGUGCCGGAACUAGUUAGACACUUUUGGCAUCGUUGGCCCAAAGAAUGGAUCCCACGUUUUAACAUGAAAAGGAAAUGGCUGAAAGAAGAACGAGACCUCCAAACAGGGCACGUUGUGUUAGUCAUAUCGCCCAACGGACCUCGUGAAAAUUGGCCUCUUGGGAGAAUCGUCGUGUUGUAUCAAGGGAAAGAUGGCCAUGUACUGGUGGCAAGAGUUCAAGUGGGGAAAAACCAGCUCAAAAAACCCAUUUCCAAGUUCCGUCCGUUGGAUCUGCUGUAAAAAUCCCUUACGUAGAAAUAGAAUUGAAUUAAAGCAAGGAAAAGAUUUACGUGAUUUACAUUAUUCUUCGUAAUUUUGGUGGCCGUAUCAUGGGCAAUUUUGAAGUUAUAAAAGGGGGGACUCCGAGCCCCCUUUCCCCCUGUUGCAGGAAGAAAAAAAAUCCCGGUCAGACGGAUUAAUUAAUUAUUUGUUUCAGUGAAAAUUUAGUUUCUUUAAACUUUGUUUAUUUAUUUUUUAUUUAUUUAUCUAUUUUGCGUGCAAUUCUUGCAAUUAAAGCCAUGCUGGGUACUAGAUAAUCGGGUAAUAUGUUGAUAACUUGAAAUUUUAAGCUAACUACCAACCUAUCCAAUUGCUUCUCCUCAAAACAGACGGCAGUUGCUUUCUUUUUGUAGAUAACAUUAAAGAGGGUCAGCCAACUUAUCAGGAGCUAGAGCUUCUAUCAGGGGAACUCGAAACGUGGAAACCCUUGGGGCGUCAACUUGGUUUUAAGGAAGCGGAACUGAUUGCUGUCCAUAAAAACAACGAAGAAUGGUCCGAAAAGAAGAUUAAAAUGUUGAUAAAGUGGAAGUGGCGGAAAGGCACAGAUGCAACUUACGGAGUUUUGUAUCGUGCCCUUUGCUAUUCAACCGUAGGGCGGACGGAUUUAGCGCAGACGUUUUGUUGCCAUCGGCUACAGGCGACAUGUAUUUCGACCAAGUAA